UUGAGUGUUGGCGGGGUCCGGGACCACAGCCGGGGUGCCACAGCAGUACUCUGGCUGUGUGGGCUCUGUCCCGGGUUGCUACAGCAGAGAAGUCGCUUCUUCUGGGCGCUCCAGGCAGCCGUCCCAUGCUCUGCUGAGCAAGGUGCCAUGUCUCUGAAAGUCCUCCUUCUUCUGAUUUUGCUGGGCCCUGACAGCAGCCUCCAGCUGUGGGGGAUAGGGAAGAAUGGAACCCAGGAGGCCCCAGAUGCCCUGCUCUCCCGGGGCCGGAGACAGGUGGAUGAGGACCAGGAAGAGGACUCGUAUGACUAUGUUACAGAAGGCACAGGCCCUCCGGAAACGCUUACAGAUAACCCUGGGUCUUUGGCCCUGACCCCAAAACUUCUGGCGGAGUUGGCAAUAUUGGAGCAUGGAAAUCCUGAGCCAGACACUCUGGAGGUGGCCACAGGGGAGUCGGCUAGCCUGGAUGCAGGAGGGGUGACCCUGGGGAAUCUGAGCAUGGAAGUGGCCACACAAGGCAUUCCUGUCACACUGAACCCACUGACCAAAGAACAGGCCACUACAUUACCUCUCAUCACAGAGGCCCCAUCCACAGAGGGGGCUCUGUCUACAGAGCGGGCCACUACUGAGGCCCUGUCCACAGAGCCAGCAGCCACAGAGGCACUGACCAUGCAACCUGCGGACACAGAGGCCCCGUCCAUGAAGUCUACUGUCAUGGAGACCCUGUCCACAGGGCCAGAAGCCACGGAUGCCCUGUCCACGGAGUCUACUGCCACAAAGGCCCCAUCCAUGGAGUCUACUGUCAUGGAGAUGCUGUCCACGGGGCCAGAAGCCACAGAUGCCCUGUCCACGGAGCCUACUGCCACAGAGGCCCCAUCCGUGAAGUCUACUGUCAUGGAGACCCUGUCCACGGAGCCCGCUGCCACAGAGCCCCCGUCUGCAGAUCCAGCCACCACCAUAGGGCGCCUAACCACCGUCCCUCUUGUGACCUCUGAUCCUCAAAACAGCACCACUGUGGCAGCGGGCAAUUUGUCUGCUGUCCUCACUGAACAAUGGAAAAACAGGCAGCGUCUCUCCCCACAGAGCUCCGUGGCCCCCAUCCCCACAGGGGCCCCGGACCGCAUCCCUGUGAAGCAGUGCCUACUGGCCAUCCUCAUCUUGGCCCUGGUAGCCACAACCUUUCUCGUGUGCACCGUGGUGCUGGCCGUCCGCCUCUCCCGCAAGAAUCACAUGUACCCCGUGCGCAAUUAUUCCCCCACCGAGAUGGUCUGCAUCUCAUCCCUGCUGCCUGAGGGGGGCGAUGUGCCCCCUGCCACGGCCAAUGGGGGCCUGCCCAAUGCCAAGAGCCAGGGCCUAAAGGCGGAGCCUGGGGAGGGGCGAGAUGGGGACGACCUCACCUUGCAGAGCUUCCUCCCUUAACUCCUCUGUUUGUCCACCUGAGCAGGACCCUGGCCUCCUCGCUCCCUCCAGGGCCCACCGGGCCACCACUGAGUACCCAGGCUCUGUUCCAUGGUCUGGGUUUCCUUGGGGCCCCCAGGGAUGGGGACCUUUAGGACAGGGUUGUCCCACAGGCCUGAAAGGGGCUGGACUCCUGUAGCCAAAGCAGGACUGGUGAGCAAGCCACUUUGGUCUCCCUCCUGCCUCCAGUGGAGGCUGGGGAGGUCCCCCCACCUCCCUGUCUCCCACCUGUCUGGGCUCCCUCUAAUGCCUCCAACCACUGAGGUCUCCUCCCCUGGCACCCAGGGAAGACCCAGAGUCUUCUGGCUGCGCUGGUCACCGUACAGGAAUGGGCAUCUGGGGAAGGGGUGCCGGGUUCUGGAGGCCUUUCGGAAUCACCCCUGCACUUGAGGGCAGCUUGGCUUUUCUUGGGCGUCUCCCCAGGGAGCCCAGGGUGAGAUCCUGGCCCGAGGUCUGGGGUGUACUUGGAGAGGCUUCUUUGAGGCUGUGUGGACCAACGAGCUUCCUUCAGGGGACAGAGUAACCCCUUUCCUGCCCUCUCUCAUCUGCCCCUGUGCCCACGUUUUAGGGAGGGCUCUGUCUUGUUCACUGACGUGGCCCAUUCCCCAGCCCAGAGCCUGGUACAGCACAGGCCUUUAAUAAAUAUUUGAUGAACAAAUGAUGCCUGAAUGUCUCAGGGUAUCAGGGUGCCUCCUUCUGGUGGGGAUUGGUCCUUUGCUGUUCAACCCAGCCCCCUCCAGGAAGCCCCCUGUCCGGGCCUAAAGUUGACUUCAGCAUUGUCUCUCGGACACUGGGACAAGUUGGUACAUCCUUGGGCAGCUGGGGAAGGUUUUAGGCUGUCAUGGGGACACGGAGGCUGUUCCCUGAAUCUGCUUUAUUCAACUCACCCGUGACCUAGUUCUGGCCUACAGAAUUUGUCCCCCACCCCCUCAAAUCUCAGACAAACGUCAAGGCCAUCCUGCCUGGAAACCCACCAUGACCUCUGCCUUCUAUAGGGGGCCUGUCUCCCAUUUAACACUCACCCCUCACAGGGCUGAGCACAGCUGCAGCCUACAAGGUUUCUGUACAAAGUCUGGGGCCAGCAAACCUUUUCUUAAACGACCAGACCAAAAAUAUGUUAUGUUUUGCAGACCACGUGGUCUCAGCUGCAACUUCUCAACCCCAUCCUCCGUCCUUGUAGAUCAAAUGCGGUGCUGGACGGUGUGUCACAAAUGAAUGGGGUGGGCUAGGUUCUAAAUAAAACUCUAUUUACAAGCA
Molecule: messenger RNA, 2712 nt
Organism: Enhydra lutris kenyoni (northern sea otter)
Lineage: Eukaryota; Metazoa; Chordata; Mammalia; Carnivora; Mustelidae
Product: selectin P ligand
Exons: 2
Coding region: 148-1416 (422 amino acids)
Biological process (GO): hemopoiesis; leukocyte tethering or rolling
Cellular component (GO): plasma membrane
Source: RefSeq, a predicted model, not a curated record